GUGACGUGUUACUAUUCUAAGCAUGUGGUGUUUUCCAUCAGUUUUAGAAGAAGUGAAAACCCUGGAAUUACCAAUUUUGAGUUUCAGCAAACAAUAAGGAAUGUGAUUUAUGAAACAGUCAUUUCAUAAGAAACAUAAUAAAAAAUCUGAGAAAGGCGAAGGAGAGGGUUCCUCUGAUCAAACACAAGACAGAGGUCAAAGAGUUAACGAAGGCCUACACAGAGCAUCGCUCCACACAGGGGGUAGGAGUUCACCCAGGGAGUCUCCGCCCCACACAGAGGGUAGGAGUUUACCCAGGGAGUCUCCGCCCCACACAGAGGAUAGGAGUUUACCCAGGAAGUCUCCGCCCCACACAGAGGAUAACAGUUUACUCAGGAAGUCUCCGCCCCACACAGGUGAUAACAGUUUACCCAGGAAGUCUCCGCCCGACACAAAAGGUAAGAGUUUACUCAGGAACUCCCGGCCUCACACGGAGGGAAGGAAGUUCCCGAGGAAGUCUCCGCCAACAGAGGCUGCGGCUUCACACGAGGAUUUUCUACACUCAGAGAUCGGCGGUGAUUUUCCACUUCCCCAACAGCAUACGGAAGAUGGAGAUUUGUCCGGGGCGUCUUUGAUAGCCCCGGAAAGAGGGACUUUGUACAGGGAGCUUGCUCAUUCGGAAGCUCCGGAAGAGGAGGGUCUGUACAGGGAGUUUGCUCAGUCGGAAGCUCCGGAAGGUUUGUACAGGGAAUUUACUCAGUCGGAAGCUCUGUACAGGGAGUUCGCUCAGCUAGAGGACCGAGAUCUCUCUAUAGCGGCUAUACAGAGCGACCUCCAGCAGUCACUGCUCCCCCUGGUGAAACAGGAGCUCUGGUACAAGAUCCGCUAUAAACGACUGUCGGAGGGGAAAGAGGAGUUUGUUCCUGACGACCCCAAACCCCCGCAACAGUACGAGCUUACUGAAGACGAGCGGUAUAAAAUCGAACAACGGAGAUUACAAAACAGACAAUCUGCUCAGCGUUCAAGGAAAAGGUCCGAGAACAACGAGCAAAGCCUUCUGCAGAAAAUAAGUCGUCUCGAAAAGGAUAAUUCGAAAUUAUUGGAAGAGAAAGAAAAAUUACAGAAAACGAAAGAAUCGAUUCUUCUUAAGUUCAAUAACAUUGGCUGUUAUCCCUCUAUUAGAAUAUGCUCGUGUGGGAUUCGUUUAAAAUCUGGACAAGAUGUGUCAGCGACAGAGACCCGGGGGUCGGGAGAAAGAGACAACGGUGUAACUCAACAAAAGCGACCUUAACAUUCAGUGCAAACAAUAAAAGAGAAACACGCAAUAAAUGGAUACAGUGUUAUAUAUAUUUACUAUCGAUUAGCAUCUCUGUGUAAAAAUUGUGAUUUGAACUUUCAAUUUCGGGAAAGUUUUUAAAAGUUUGCUUAUAAACUGCCCAUUGAAACGCUUGUCUGCGAACGAUCAGGAAUAUUAAUAUUCUGUUUAAAAGAUUAUACGAUUGAUUAUUUUUUUUAGUAACUAUGACUUAUAUUUAUUUGUAAUUAGGCAUGAGAAUCCAAUAUAAAUGUUUGUGAAUGUCGAUAAAUGUAUAUGUACUCUC
This is a messenger RNA of Magallana angulata, 1580 nucleotides long. RefSeq lists its product as uncharacterized. NCBI's taxonomy places the organism in Eukaryota, Metazoa, Mollusca, Bivalvia, Ostreida, Ostreidae. Gene Ontology annotation, biological process: regulation of DNA-templated transcription. The coding region runs from base 110 to 1270 and encodes 386 amino acids. The transcript has 4 exons. The record is from RefSeq and is a predicted model, not a curated record. Gene Ontology annotation, molecular function: DNA-binding transcription factor activity.